Molecule: messenger RNA, 789 nt
Organism: Cannabis sativa
Lineage: Eukaryota; Viridiplantae; Streptophyta; Magnoliopsida; Rosales; Cannabaceae
Exons: 2
Coding region: 99-437 (112 amino acids)
Source: RefSeq, a predicted model, not a curated record
UUUUUUUUUUUUUUUUCCAAAUCUAAUAAAGUACUGUAGUGCUAUAUCGUUUAAUUUUGAGGUGUGUGGUGUCUACUGAGUACUGACUCGUCCCAAAAAUGAACAUUUGCUCUCACCAUAGCUUAUGGCUAAAGCCAGCUUCUUUCUCUUCUUAUGGCCCAUUAUUCUGGGAGAAGAAAGGCCAUCCUUCUUCUUCUUCUUCUUCUUCUUCUUCUUCUUCUUAUUUUUCUCUUUCUUGUGGUUAUGUUGUUUGUUCAGUAGACAAAAAUGAGUCCCAACAACACUUUGAGGUUGACCAAGAUAAGGCCAGGGAUGCCCUUAAACAGCUCGACCAACAGCUGCAAUCCAUCUCCCAAAAACAACUUCGGUCUCCUAAAAUCAAAGGUGGUUGCCUAAAUGAGGAGUGCUACCGUCAACCUCCUGUUACAAUCUCUUAGUCAACCUCCACGCCCAAAAACACAUGUCGGAAUAUUUUUUUUCAAUUUUUUUUUACGGGGGUGUUCGUUAUGCUUACAACAUCAUCCCUAUAAAUUUUUUAAAAUUUUCAAAUAGUUACAGUGUUGAAAAUACGUUUGAAGUUUUUUGAACGCGCGUGGUAAACUGGAAUAUCAGAAACUCUGUUUUUGGUAUUGUAAACUAUUCGGAAUUUUUCAAAAAUCUACAGGGAUGGUACUGUAACUAUAACGAAUACUGCUAUGAAAAAAAUUGAAAAAAAAAUAUUCGGCAUGUGAUUUUGGACGUAGAGGUUGACUAAAAGGUUGUAAUAGGAGGUUGUAAUUAGCAUUUCUC